AUGGCUGUAGACAUUGAGAAGACGAGCAGCAAUAGUGGCCGGGACGAGGUGAAAGUGGGUGCUGUGUCCGACACGGAGCAGUCCGCCGCCGUCCACUCCGGCGAUGGCGAAGGCGAUGAUGGCGAAGGCAAGAUCACGUUCAAGACAAAGCUGGCGAUUCUCGCCCUCAUCCUGAUGUACGAGAGCUACCUGUUCACUCUGCUCAUGCCCGCCGCCGUCUUGACCUACAUCAAUGCCGACCUCGGUCCUGACACAAGAUACCCCUGGAUCGCCAUCUGCUGGAACCUCGGAGCCUCCGUGAUUGUGACCAUUGGCGGUCGCCUCUCGGAUAUCGCGGGGCGGCGGUGGUUUCUGCUGUUCGGCGCCGUCGCAGGCGCAGUCGGGGCCCUCGUGGGUGCGACGGGCCAGAGCAUCAACCAGAUGAUUGCCAGCGGCAUCAUCUUCGGCGUCGGCGGCGGCUUCCAGGAGAUGUGCUUCGCCUGCGCCCAGGAGCUGGUCCCGAACAAGGACCGGUUCAAGACUCUGGGUGUCAUGAUCCUGGCGAACCACUUCAGCUCCUUCGCCCCCAUCAUCAGCUAUGUCUUCAUCGCAUACACCAAGCCCGGCUGGCGAGCAUGCUACUGGUGGUGCUUCGCCUGGGAGGCGACGACCGCCAUCAUGCUCUUCUUCUUCUACCACCCGCCGACGUUCAGAACCAAGCACAGCGAUGAUCAGAAGACGAAGAUGCAACUCAUCAAGGAGAUCGACUACGUAGGCCUGCUCCUGUUCACCGCCGGGUGCUUGUUCAUCCUCCUCGGCCUGAACUGGGGAGGAGGCCUGUACCCCUGGAAGAGCGCCCAUGUUAUCGCCACGAUCGUCGUCGGGUUUGUGUGCUUCGUUGCUUUGGGAUUCUGGGAGGCUUACGUGCCCCUGAAAUACCCAAUCCUGCCACCUCAUCUGUUUGUUCAAUGGCGAAAAUUCACCAGUUUCCUAGUCGUCUGCUUCGUGGCCGGCAUGCUGUAUUACAGCAUGAACGUCAUCUGGCCGCGUCAAUCCGGGCUCCUGUGGGUGCCAGCCAACAAGCCCAUCAUCCGCGGCGUAUACGCCAACCUGGUCUCAUUCGGCACCAUCAUCGCGGGUUGGUACUGCGUGGGCGUGAUGCCGUGGAUCAAGCACGAGCGGUGGCAGCUGAUCGGCAUGAUGGUGGUCCAGACGGCGCUGAUCGGCUCGCUCGCGUCCGUCGGGAUCCACGACAAGGCGCAGGCCAUCGGCACCGUCAUCGCCGUGGCGACGGUCAACCUGCCGCCGUCGCCGCUCUCCUUCGGCAUGGUCGGCCUGCACCUCGACGACCAGGCCGACAUCGGCGUCGCCGUCGGCCUCAUCAGCACCUUCCGCCUCAUCGGCGGCGCCAUCGCCACCGCCAUCUACACGUCCAUCCAGACCAGCCGCUACGCCCAGGUCAUGCCCGGCCGCGUCGCCGACGCCGCCGCCGCCGCCGGCUUCGACGGCUCCGUGCCGGCCCUGGUUGCUGCCGCGGGGGCUAACACGGCCGCCGCCUACGCCGCCGUGCAAGGUGCUACGGGCUCUGUGGUUGCUGCCGUGCAGGAGGCCGUCAAGGAGGCUAACUCGGAGGCCUACAAGCUCGUGUACCUGGUUGCCAUCGCCUUUGGCGCGCUGGCCAUCGGGGCGGCGUUUAGCACCAAGGGCGUGGAUGCGAAGUCUAGGUCGGUGCACACUGCGGCGAGGUUAGAGAAUGAAAAGGUGGAGGUAAAGGUGGUGGAUUGAUAUACUCUUGUAGAGUAGACAUACCCCUUUAGACUAGAUAUACUCUUGUAGACUAGAUGUACUCUUGUAGAGUAGACAUACCCCUUUAGACUAGAUAUACUCUUAAUAGACUAGAUAGCAUCACCAUGGGAGGCAGUUCAUGGCAAUCGCAGCCGCCCGGCUGAGGAUUAAACAAAAUCAAGCUGGGACAUCCCAGGGAU
Molecule: messenger RNA, 1964 nt
Organism: Phialemonium atrogriseum
Lineage: Eukaryota; Fungi; Ascomycota; Sordariomycetes; Cephalothecales; Cephalothecaceae
Product: MFS general substrate transporter
Exons: 6
Coding region: 1-1764 (587 amino acids)
Biological process (GO): transmembrane transport
Cellular component (GO): plasma membrane
Molecular function (GO): transmembrane transporter activity
Source: RefSeq, a predicted model, not a curated record